Messenger RNA from Xenopus laevis (African clawed frog), 1962 nucleotides. RefSeq names its product oocyte zinc finger protein XlCOF7.1-like. Lineage: Eukaryota; Metazoa; Chordata; Amphibia; Anura; Pipidae. The record is from RefSeq and is a predicted model, not a curated record. The coding region runs from base 21 to 401 and encodes 126 amino acids. The transcript has 3 exons.
ACAAGAAGAUCCUGGAACUCAUGUCCAACAUCAUCCAGCUGCUGACUGGAGAGGUUGCCAUAAGGACUCAUCAUGUUUCAAUCUAUUUUUCCUUGGACGAGUGGGACUAUAUAAAAGGAAACAAGGAACUUUACGGGGAAGAGAUAAAGGUGGAUCCCCAACAGCUCUGCCCACUGGAUCGAUCUCACCUUAUUCGUCAUCAAAGGAUUCACACAGGAGAGAAACCUUUUUCGUGUUCUGAAUGUGGGAAAUGUUUUUCAGAUAGAUCUCACCUUAUUCGUCAUCAAAGGAUUCACACAGGAGAGAAACCUUUUUCAUGUUCUGAUUGUGGCAAAUGUUUUUCAAAACGAUGUCACUUUGUUCGUCAUCAAAUGAUUCACACAGGAGAGAAACCUUUUUAGUGUUCUGAAUGUGGGAAAUGUUUUGUCUCUUCAUCACAACGUACAGCUCAUCAUCAACGAACCCACAUGGGGAAGAAACCUUUUUCUUGUUCAUAAUGUGGGAAUGUUUUUGUUUAAAACUGAUCAUUAUAGAACCCACACUGGAGAGAAACCAUUUUCUUAUUCUCAAUGUGGGAAAUGUUUUACAAAUCAGCCAAACUUUUCUUUUACAUUGAUUAUAUUUUAAUAUGCCUUUCAGUAUUUACAGAGAUGAUGAACAACUGUGUGCAAUAUGCAGUUCAUCAUAGGAUAAUUCUUAGACCAAUACUGUCCAAACUGUUGGCUGAUGGACACUGACCAUUGGUAAGACUUGUGUAUGAUAAAUACUCUUCUCUCACCCUUGGAAAACAGAGGAAACCUAAUUUAACGAGAGACUAUAUCUCAGCCCCCCAACAAAAGAUAAUAUUCAGUGUUUUAUUGAACAAGAAGGGUCAUAUACCAAUAGAUACGAGACUCCAUGGAUAUCACUUUGGCAGGUGUGUUUUCCUUUCACAUUGGAUAACGUAAUGGAGAUAUACCCAGCUGGGAAUGACUUGUCAAUUAUAUAUGUGUUUACUAUAAAUUAGAAGGAGGAAAUACACUUGAAAUCAUUUUUUCAUUGAUAGGAUGACACUAGUGGCAAGGGAACAUCUAUUGAGACAAAAGGAAAGGAGAUUACACCAUAAUCAUAGGAAGAAUCACUUUAAAUAAAAUCAUUGAAAAUGAUCAUAGAAAAUUGGAUCUCCCACUGGAGGUAUAGCUUAUUAAAUCAACACAAUGGUUGAGGACAACAAUACUAUUUAUAAAAACAAGUGAUAGUAUAUACAUAUGUGUGUGACGUAGGAUGUGGAAUUUGUAUGGAACACAAUGCAAUAAAUAAGCGAGCUGUGCACUCCCCCCACUGUAGGCAGCUUAGUGCUCACAAGGGGCAAUUCUUUUCAAUAAUACUAUUGUUUCCCCCAACCUGAGUGCAAGUUCAAUAUUUUGCAGUGCAGUUUAAAAUCAGUUUACAUUUAGGUAAUGUGAUGUUUGUUGCUGAGCAAUAAUGCUAUUUCAUUAAGACUGGGUGCCAACUUGUAGAUGAGCCUGCAGUGGGAUAGAUCUUGUUUGGAGGCCAUACAGUAUCUAAACAUUUAACUUGUUUCUCCAAUAUACGUCUAAACACCCCCUCCCAUGCACACACUUGCUUAUGAAUUCCCCAGUGCACACCUUUCCUAUAGUUCUAUUCAUUCUGAUGGGAGUUGAGAGACUUAUUUACAUAUUCCUAUAUACAUCACAACCAGUAGUGUCUGGCUUGUGUUCCCUGUUUUGAUCAGGGUUCCAGUUGGUGACUGAGCUGCGCUUGCUGGUUUCCACGUAGGAGGCAAACUCCUGUACAGGAACUGAUCUACAACCUUCUGAUGCUGAUGGACUGCUCUUAUAAACAUUAUCCAGAUACUUCCACCCAGGAAGAAUAUUGUUUUUUCUUUUCAGAGGACUAUUUAAAGUGGACCUGUCACCCAGACACAAAAAUCUGUAUAAUAAAAGCCCUUUUCAAAUUAAA